CGAGUGGCUAGUAAUAACUUGGUCGGCUUCAGACGGUUUGUUAUGUCCAAGUUGUCAUGGCAGCGACUUCAGCUUACCAAGCAAUAUAUUUGGACUGCAAUUACGAGAAACCUUUUAAGGUCCCACGACUACUACAAAUUUGUGUGCACUUGUCAACGAUAUUAUUGCCAUUAUGCAAACAUAAUUGCCUGCGCAUCGACAUAGACUUUCGAUACCCAUUCUUAAUAUAUCCCUUUAUGCUAUUCGAUGAUUCGACCCAUUACACUUUUUUUAAUUUUCUAGGCAGUAGCAAUAAAAGCCAACAUAGAUCAGUUCACUUAGAAUUGCAGUCAUGUGCUGUUUGGUUGAGCACAUUUUCAAAAUUGUGGUCUUUAUCUUUGCAAUUCUAAUGAACGUUCUUGUAACAGUUUAUUUAGAGUUAUAUUUUUAACUAUUUGGCUCAGUUUUCACUCCGGGAAUAGACCAUUAUUAUUCCCUCUGGACAUUGCAGAGCUGGUGCGGAACUCUAAUGGUCGUAAUCAAGAUAAAGGAUCUGUGUUAUCUGCAUUGGUGGCUUCUGAUGACUUCGUUCUUUAUAUUAGCUGGCUUGGUUCUACACUUGUUUCUGUUCGACUUUCAAGAAGAACAAUUUAGCACCACUGGAAAAGUUUUAAACUACUUUGGCCUCGGGCUUAUGUUGGUUUCCUUACUAACAGUCGCAAGCUAUUCGAGAACCCUAAGGCCACCAGAAGAUUCAAGUCGACUAUAUAAUUAAUUCAUUUUUGUUUUUAAAUAAAUCUUUAGUUUGUUUUUAAUAUGUACUUUUACUUUUUGUUUCCUCCUGAACCCCUUAAUUUUUGUGUGACCUUGCGAUCGGUGUAUCAGUUAUGAUACAUAGUAUACAUAGUAGUGCCUUCACACACUCC
This is a messenger RNA of Drosophila erecta, 905 nucleotides long. RefSeq lists its product as uncharacterized. The transcript has 4 exons. The record is from RefSeq and is a predicted model, not a curated record. NCBI's taxonomy places the organism in Eukaryota, Metazoa, Arthropoda, Insecta, Diptera, Drosophilidae.